GGCCGCCGCAGCCGGGUGCGCAGUUAGACCUAAGUCGCCUCUUGCUUGUUUGAAUUUGUUGCUGUCUGCUAGGGCCCACUCGAGCUCCGCCAGAAAAUGCAGAUCUUUGUAAAGACCUUGACCGGGAAAACCAUCACCCUAGAGGUGGAGCCCAGCGACACCAUUGAGAAUGUCAAGGCCAAGAUCCAGGACAAGGAAGGCAUUCCUCCCGACCAGCAGAGGCUGAUCUUUGCCGGCAAACAGCUGGAAGAUGGCCGCACCCUCUCCGACUACAACAUCCAGAAGGAGUCCACCCUCCAUCUUGUCCUGCGUCUGAGAGGUGGGAUGCAGAUCUUUGUGAAGACCUUGACUGUUUCCGACUACAACAUCCAGAAGGAGUCCACCCUCCAUCUUGUCCUGCGUCUGAGGGGUGGGAUGCAGAUCUUUGUGAAGACCUUGACCGGGAAAACCAUCACCCUGGAGGUGGAACCCAGUGACACCAUUGAGAACGUCAAGGCCAAGAUCCAGGACAAGGAAGGCAUUCCUCCCGAUCAACAGAGGCUGAUCUUUGCUGGCAAACAGCUGGAAGAUGGCCGCACUCUCUCAGACUACAACAUCCAGAAGGAGUCCACUCUCCACCUGGUCCUGCGUCUGAGGGGUGGUUUUUAAACUUUCUGCUUCGCUUACAACCUUUGAAGUAAACUUCACUGCACUUUGUUUCAAUAAAGCUGUUGGGAUUCCCGA
This is a messenger RNA of Protobothrops mucrosquamatus (brown spotted pit viper), 723 nucleotides long. It is a transcript of the gene UBB, whose product is annotated as ubiquitin B. Gene Ontology annotation, molecular function: protein tag activity; ubiquitin protein ligase binding. Gene Ontology annotation, biological process: protein ubiquitination; modification-dependent protein catabolic process. The transcript is spliced from 3 exons. The record is from RefSeq and is a predicted model, not a curated record. Gene Ontology annotation, cellular component: nucleus; cytoplasm. Bases 97 to 648 code for a protein of 183 amino acids. NCBI's taxonomy places the organism in Eukaryota, Metazoa, Chordata, Lepidosauria, Squamata, Viperidae.